This is a messenger RNA of Morus notabilis, 1818 nucleotides long. RefSeq names its product stAR-related lipid transfer protein 7, mitochondrial. Bases 97 to 1287 code for a protein of 396 amino acids. NCBI's taxonomy places the organism in Eukaryota, Viridiplantae, Streptophyta, Magnoliopsida, Rosales, Moraceae. Gene Ontology annotation, molecular function: lipid binding. The record is from RefSeq and is a predicted model, not a curated record. The transcript has 6 exons.
UGUUGGUGAGUGUGACUUUGUGGGAUACCUAAAAGGCCAAACGAAAAAAACCAAGACAAAACCCAAACCCAAAACCAAAACCAAAAUCGAAUAAUAAUGUCCAAAUUCUGGGAUUUCUUGUCUUCAACUUCUGGUGGGUUCUCCGAGGAUUUCUGGCGACGAAACUUCCAUGGCGGUUGGGCUACUUUCCUCGCUCUUCUCCUCAUCUUCCUCUGGCACUCUUCUAGAAGGUUCUCUUUCCCCUUUUCUUUUUCUUUUCUCUCUCGCUCUUCUUCGUCUUCAGCUAUCGCCGAUUGUUCGAAUCCCAACGCCUCUCCUUCUCAGACCCCCCAAUUAGGGGUCUCGGAGGUUGUAUCAGAGGCAGAUUUAUUGUUUCUGAUGGAGAGUUUAGAUGAGAAGUUAAGUGUGGACGAGAAGUGGGAUAGUGUCAUAGACAAAAGAAACAACCUUCUCUCAUACAGUGCCAAAUGCUGCAAGACUAAGGAUGGUCCCUUGAAAUACUUGAGUGUUACAGUUUUCGAGAAUUGUUCUCCUGAGAUACUGAGAGACUUCUAUAUGGACAAUGAUUACAGAAAGCAGUGGGACAAAACAAUCGUAGAGCAUUGGCAGUUACACGUGGAUGAUAACAAUGGAGUUGAAGUUGGCCGUACAAUAAAAAAAUUUCCAUUCUUGACGCCUAGAGAAUAUGUCUUGGCUUGGAGAUUGUGGGAAGGAAAGGAUGAGUCAUUCUACUGUUUCAUUAAGGAAUGUGAACAUCCCUUGGCACCAAAGCAGAAGAAGUAUGUCCGUGUUAGUGUUUUCAGAUCCGGUUGGCGAAUCAGAAAAGUUCCUGGUAGAGAUGCAUGUGAGAUCAAAAUGUUCCAUCAAGAAGAUGCUGGUUUAAACGUGGAGAUGGCAAAGUUGGUUUUUUCAAAGGGCAUAUGGAGUUACGUCUGUAAGAUGGACAGUGCCCUACGAAAGUAUCCUACAAUUAGACUGCCUCAAUCUUCUUCUGCUAAUGCAGUCACAUUGAUCAAAAUGGUUCCCCCUGAAUUAGAUACUACUCGCGAUGGGACUUCACAAGCAACCUCAGCACCUACUGGCGUUCAAGGAUCAGUUACUGGCCUGGAGAGGAAAUUAUCAAGAAGGCCAUGCGGAAAAAUGGUGGCUAACGGGUUGCUGCUUAUCGGCGGUGUAAUCUGCCUCUCUCGCGGUCAUUCUAGCUUGGGCGCUAAAGUUGCACUGGCAUACAUCUUGAGCAAGCUGAGCAAGCGUGGUGCUUCAUCAAGUCAAGGCAAUCAAAUUUAGGUACAUGACCUUGUUGCCUGACAAUAUUGAGAAGGUACAGUUAUGUUUCCCACAUAUAGAUCAUAGAUAGAUUACAAUACCAAGAAAUCUUGUGAAAAAAUGACCCUCUUUGCCAAAAUGGAAAAUGUGAAGCGGGAAAGGAGAAACAGAUGCAGUGUUUUUCGAAAAAGAGGUGGAGUCCAUAUUUUGCUAAUAAACUUGUAGCUGAAGUUACAGGUUUCUGUUAAUCUUUAUCACCUUUGUAAAUCCUAAUAAAACAGAUGCGUGAUUUUUAUGCUCGCAAGUGCACGUGUCGCAGACAAGUAAUAAAGUGUACAGAGUACGAAUAUCGUCCCACAGAGAAUGAAUCACCAAGUGUACAUGCAGAAAUCAACUAGUUUAGCCGUUUAAGAAUUAUAUAAAAAGUUGACUGUUCAGAAAUUACUCAGUGGUUUUAAAUGCAGAAAUGUAAAAUGAAUUGUAAGAAAAGAUUAACCAGAAGUUCAAGGGGCUGUUCUUUUACCCUUUUUGAGUUAGGUGAUUUGAGUGUAG